Messenger RNA from Fraxinus pennsylvanica, 882 nucleotides. Lineage: Eukaryota; Viridiplantae; Streptophyta; Magnoliopsida; Lamiales; Oleaceae. The record is from the annotation of a GenBank genome assembly.
AUGAAUGGAAGAGGAGGGUGCUGUAUAGCGAGGUACGCAGGCAGCGGCGCGUACGAUACAUCUAAAGUUGGCCGCGGGUACGAUACGUCUAAAGUUGGCCGGAUAAUGAUGCGGUACCGGCCGAUAGCUCCGAAGCCAGCUUCCACUAAUGGGUCAGUUUUCGGCGGCGGCAACAGUUCCACGACCGAAAAUACCGACCCAUCUGUUAAAAAUGGCCGUGGGAAAAGGAAACAUGCUAAAGACACCGCCAGUGCCAAUAAUACGAACAGAAGGGUCUGUAACCGGAAAAGAAAGGAUUCACCGGAAAACACCACCUCCGCUGGGUCAGUUUCAGGUGUAGAAACGGUGGUGACACUGCCGUUGUUUCCACAAACAUCCGACGUGAAGGAGAAUAAGAAAAGAGGUGCACCCAGUGUUCCUUUAUGGUUGAGCUUUGGGAGUGAAGAGAGAGAGGAUCAGGCGGUGUUGGUUCCGCCGCCGCCGCCACGACCGAUGGUAGGCUCAUGGGUGAAAGUGGAAUGCGUAACCAACUCUUUGGUAGACUGUUAUCGGUUCGGCCGAACAGACGAGGAGAGGGUGAUGAGCCUACAGCGUGACGCGUGUCCAGGUUUCAUAUCGGAUGGUCUGAACCGGGUUUUGUGGACCAAUGGGGCAUACAGGAAGAUGGUCGGUGGCGCGGCGGAGGAGGUGGUCACAUGGCUUGUGAUGAAGGCGGAGGUGAUGGUUCCAGCCGGGAUCCCGUCGUUCACGUGCCGGGUCAGGGUGGUAACCUUCGGUAGAGACAAGAUUUCUCUUACACUGCCGUGUGAUGUUUGGAGAAUGGACUGUGGAGGAUUUGCAUGGCGGCUCGACACCACGGCUGCGCUAUCUUUGGGCCGAUAG